This is a messenger RNA of Fusarium pseudograminearum CS3096, 3255 nucleotides long. RefSeq lists its product as uncharacterized. The transcript has a single exon. Bases 1 to 3255 code for a protein of 1084 amino acids. NCBI's taxonomy places the organism in Eukaryota, Fungi, Ascomycota, Sordariomycetes, Hypocreales, Nectriaceae. The record is from RefSeq and is a predicted model, not a curated record.
AUGCCAGACCGCAGCCCCUCAUAUGAUUCUCGCGAUGGAAGCUCCCCGGAGCCAGAGCGCAAUCGCGAACGCCCAGUCGAACGCCCAGUCGACCGCGACAAGGGCCGAGAGAAAGAGAAAGAAAAGGAAAUAAGAGAUCGCGAAAGGGACCGCGCCAGAGACCGAGAAAGAGACAAGGAAAGAGAUCAAUACCGCGACAUGGAGAGAGACAUGGACAGAGACAUAGAUCGCGACAUUGACCGUGAUGUCGAUCGCGAUAUCGAACGGGACAAGGAUAGGGACAAGGAGCGAGACCGAGAGAAGGAGAAAAUCCGCGACCGCGACAGACUCUUGAACGACAAAAAAGACAAAGAGCGCGAAAAGCCACUCGACGAAAAAAAAGAUCGCAUCAAACCAAUGGACGACAUAAGAGACAGUCGAGACAACUCUCCUGGUGACAGGCGGGGAGACCGCAACAGACCAUUAAACGACAGAAGAGACACUCGCGACAAGUCACCAGAUGACAGAGGAGACCGAGAUCGCAACAAGCCGCUGAACAAUCGAAGGGAUAGCUUCGAUAGUUCACCAGACAAAAAGGACCGAAAGCCACUCAACAGCCGAAGGGAUAGCUAUGAUAGUUCACCGGACAAGAGAGACCGCAAACCCUUGAACAAUCGGAAGGAUAGCUAUGAUAGCCUGCUAGACAAGAAGGAUCGGAAACCACUAAACAACCGAAAGGAUAGCUACGAUAGCUUGCUAGACAAGGACCGGAAACCAUUGGACGAUAGGAGGGACAGCCGCGAUAGGUCGCCGGAUGACAGAAGGGACCGGGAUCGCAGCAAACCAUUGAACAAUCGAAGAAAUAGUUUCGAUAGUUUACCAGACAAAAAGGACCGAAAACCCCUGGACGACAGGAGAGACAGUCGCGACAGAUCACCCGAUGACAAAAGAUACCAUGAUCGCAACAGACCUCUGGAUGACCCAAGGGACAGUCGCGAUAGAUCACCCGAAGAUAAAAGGGAUCGGGAUCGCAACAGACCACUCGACGAUAGAAGAGACAGUCGGGACAGAUCACUAGAUGACAGUAGACGAGACCGAGAUCGUAUCAGACAAUUCGACGAUAGAAGGGAUAGUCGUGAUAGAUCACUCGAUGGAAGAAGAGACAGUCGCGACUACGGAAAAGAUAGAGACUACGACGAUCCGAGAGACAGUCGACAUGAUGUUGGAAGGGACCACGCCAAUGGUAGAGACAGACUCAAAGAUCGAGACGUCGACAGACGCCGCGACAGUCGUAUCCCUCCACGCGUAGCUCGAGAACCCCGAGAGCAUCCCCCAUCAGCUAGCAAGCGAAACAGCAUUACAGGCCGUCUCCUCGGAUCGUUCAGAGCGGCUCGUGGUGGCGGCGAUAAAGAAAAGGAAAUCCCUAUGCCAGCAGCUGCCGCUUCAAUUCAGCGCCGUGCCUCUACCGCUGUUACGAAAGGCAGCCCAGUCACUCGCAUCCGAGAGUGGCUCGAUGCUUGUAACGCCGAACAUCACCAUCACUGCGCUCUUUCUUCGGAGUCUGAUGUCCCAACUUGGCGUCCUACUUGGCUCGUCGAUGUUGUCGAUCGCCGUCUGGUAAAAGCGACAACCAAAGAUCGUUACCUUGCUCUGAGUUACGUGAACGGAUCCCAUCGCAAUGAGCCGCAGGAAUUUAUGCAACUCCUUAAGUCUAACCUUGCAGCUUUCGAAGAUCGCCUGCCGAACCUUGACAUGCCCCAGACUUAUCUGGAUGCCAUGUGGCUUGCGAAGAAGCUGGGUAUUCGGUAUAUCUGGAUUGAUCGGAUCUGUAUCACCCAAGAUAACCGGGAAGAAAUGGAGGAUCACACCAAGCACAUGGCGUAUGUAUUUGCCAAUGCUUAUCUCGUUAUCGUGGCAGCUUCUGGCGACAUUCAUACCGGACUACCUUCUCUCGAUCCGAAGCGAUCAACACGGGGCAUUCGCACCACCGGCCGUACUCACCAAGAGCUCGUAGCAGCUUCGUCAUGGUACACCAGAGGCUGGACGCUUGUCGAGCGCAUCUACUCUCGACGCUCAGUUUUCUUUUUUGAAGACUCGGUAACUUGGGAAUGCCACUGCGAUACUUGGCAGGGAAGUCCGAACAGUGUCAUGAAGAAGCUCCGAGGAGGUCGCCAAGAGUGUGUUGGCGCUAUUCCUGACGCUGUUUUCGCAUUCCAACAUCCACGCUGGCCUGACCUUGAUGAGUACGCUCGCUAUGUCAUGGAAUAUAGCGCUCGUAAGUUGACACUUGUCGACGAUACUCUGCCUGCGUUUUCGGGAAUUACCCAUGUUCUUUCUCGUUCGUUCCCUGGUGGUUUCAUCUACGGCAUGCCUAUUAUGUUUCUAGACAUUGCUCUACUCUGGCGGCCUCAUGCCUCGAUCAGAAGAAGGGCACUAUCACGUCCGCCGUUCCUCCCAUCGUGGUCUUGGAUGGGCUGGUGGUUUGACAACAUCCCUGUCGACCUGACCUUGUGGAGAGCAGCUGCGGAUUAUGUGGAAGAGGCUCGGACUGGAAAACGUGGCCAAGAAUCGAAACGGUACCGGUCAGCGCACGCCUUUAGGAUCAGACCUACCGUUUCUUGGAGUUUGACAGACCGUGCUUCAACAGUGCCUCUCAUGAACACCGGCCUUCAGUACAAUAAUCUCAGGAGCCGCCGUGUCCCCAACACAGAGCUACCAAUGGGAUGGUCUCGAAGUGGUUCACACUAUGUCCAUGACAGUGACGAGACUGCGUUGUUCAAGUACCCCGUCCCUGUUGAAGACCCUCACGAUAGCGGCGGUUAUGAGCCUGCUGUUGGCGAGCAAGCCUACCCCGGGCCGUUGCUCUCUUUCCGAACAACUUCUGGUUUCUUUGAAAUCGAAUUCCACACUACUCUCGCUCAUCGCGAGCGACCCAACCCGCCUCUUGCUGUGGGUACAAUCUGGAACAAGGCCGGUCGGUGGGCGGGACAAUUCCGUGCUCACGAUGCAUGGUUGGGCAUCCAAUCCUCCAACUAUGACGGCGAAGAGCGCCUUGAAUUUAUUUGUGUAUCUAUUGCAACAGAGAGAAAGGGCUCUCACGUCUUUGAUACCGAUAAGUUCGAAGAACACAUGGACGCGGAUGGCAUGGUUGACUUUGUCAAUGUUCUCUGGAUUGAGCGGAUUGGAGAUAUUGCAUAUCGACGAGGUGUUGGGCAGAUAUUGCUCAAGACUUGGGAGGCACAAGCUAAGGAUGAGGUCGCAAUUCUACUUGGUUAA